CUGAAGCGGUGUUUGUUUAGGUAAUUGAACACAUCAAACUUGUUCUGACAACUUUAUAAUCCAGUGCCGAGAUAUGUUUUACCCAGUCGUCAGUUUUAAUGAAAGCCAGAAGCUUAAAAACCAGAAAAUGCCUUUCCAUUUCUGCCCCCAGUGUGGUACAAAGUUGCAGCCUGGUUUCAGAUUUUGCCCUUCGUGUGGGGAGAAACUUCCCUGUGCUGUCGAUGAAUCUGGACCUGUGAGCUCCACGGCGUCUCUAAGUCUCUCUCCAACCAAAAGAGAUGAAGCAGCAACAUCCCUAGUUAAAACGAGCCUGGCUUCAACCGCAAGUUACGAGCCCGCGGAAAGUAAAGCUCAUGCAUGUAUCAGCUCGACUCCAAUUACAACUCGUCCUGCACUGCGAAAGACCCGAAACUCCCUUCGUCUGGACAAAGAUGUUACAUUCAACAUUAAAGAUGACGCUCCACCAGUGGUGUCCUUCUCUAACCCUGUCAGAGGACUCAAUGACACGAUUGAAGAUAUCAAUGUUGGAUUUGUUGGAACUCCACCAAAGCAGCACACAGUCACUUUUAAACUCGACGCAGCGGUAGAGCCGACUUUACAGUCUUCCUCUUCUCCUGUUUCCAAAUCCCCUCGACAAGCCAGGGGAAAGGCAAAACUCUCCAGCCCUGCAGCGAAGCAGCUAGAAGAGGGAAAAAGGCCGAGUAGGAAAGCGGAGGAGUCGACGGUAGACGGCGCUCACGUGACCGUUUCUUCCCCUGUUUCCUCACCAGUCUCAAGGUCUCCUAUGAAAGCUACAUGUAAAAGCAAGGCCAAGAAGGCAAAGCAUGCACCCGCUGUGGAGCCGCUGCAGGAAGGUCAGGAAGUGACAGAUAAGACGGGCAGGAAGUGGAAGCUGGUGAAACUGCUCAGUCAAAGCACGACAGAGCUCAUCUACGAAGUUUUCCAAACUGUUUCACGAUCGAAUUCUAAAGAAUCAAAUCACAUCCUCAAACUGGCAGCUAAAGAUGGAAGAAUCUUCAAUGAGCAGAACUUUCUGCAGAGAGCUGCUAAACCUGCUUCUGUGGACAAGUGGAUCAAACAGAACAAGAUGGAUUUUCUGGGGAUUCCUUCCUGUGUUGGCUUUGGUCUUCAUGCAGAAUCGUACAGGUUCCUGGUUUUCCCCAACAUGGGUCAGUCUCUCCAGUCCGUCAUGGAGGAAGAAGAUGAGCUUCUUCCUGAGAAAGCUGUUCUUCAGCUCGCCUGCAGAAUAAUAGAUGUGCUGCAGUAUGUUCAUUCAAACGAGUACGUUCACGCUGAUAUUAAUGCAGAAAACAUUUACAUCCAACCAGGACAGAAAUCACAGAUAUACCUAGUAGGAUACUGCCAUGCCUUCAGAUACUGUCCGGGUGGACAGCAUGUAGAGUACCGUGAAGCCAGCAGAACGCCACAUGAGGGCACCGUAGAGUUUAUCAGCCUGGACGCACAUAAGGGAGCAGCUCCAUCCAGACGCAGCGACCUGCAGUCUCUGGGUUACUGCAUGCUGCGCUGGCACACAGGAGCGCUGCCUUGGACCACCCUCUCCCACCCGGACCAAGUGGCCACACAGAAACAAAGGUACAUGGAGGAUGUUCCUGCACUGUUGAGUCACUGCUUUGGGAAGAAGAGAGUUUCCAGUGCACUGCAAGCGUACCUGACUGCGGUGAUGACUCUGCAGUACUCUGAGCAGCCGGACUACUCAGCGCUGAAGGCCGGACUCAGUGUUGCUUUACUGCAGCUGGGGGGGUCACCGGAGAGGCCACUGAGUUUUUAGAUUACCGGACAAAAAGAAGACACGUGGAAGUUGGACUGUGUGUUGUUUUUUUUUUGUUUUUUUUAGCUUGUUUUUAUCAUGCUGUGUUUUUAUCUGUGAUGUUUUAUUGCACUAAAAGUGUGGAGUUUAUGUGUGAAUGAUACUCACCUCAGGUUGAUGGGUUUUGAUUGGGAACAUCAUUUCAAGUCUUUGUGGUGUUGUGGUUUCUCUGAGCAAUUACACUGUGAGUUUUAGCAUUUCAGUGGGAGAUGGAGGCAAGUUGUUGAGUUUAAUACAGUGUUGGGUGAUAGUUACACUUUGUUAGUUAAUUGUGUCUCAGUGGUCUUCUACACUUUGUCCAGUUUUAGGGAUUUUAACUGGUCACUUGUUACCUUCCCUUAAAGAGGUUGUUUUCACUGCCAUUUGUUCGUCUGCCAGCAGGUUACUGAAAAACUACACGUUCAUGUAAAUGGUGAGGGUGUGGCGUGGGUCACGGGGUGGAUACAGAUUUUUACUUUUGGUAAUGUUGUGAUUUACAUUGCAACGCAGGUCAACUGUAACUCCGGUUGCAAAUUAACUGAAUUUGUCGCAUGUGUGAAUCCAUCUUCAUUAAAGUGAGUGGUGUUCUGUGUGUAAACAUACAAAACACAACAGCCACCUCAAACAUCACUGUACAAACACCUUGUUGGAGGUCUGCGCUCUCUGAGCGCCCUUUUAGUUCAAACUGUUUUCUGUUUAAUGAAAUGUUUUUAAUGAAUGUACCUGUUUUUUGUUUUUUACCUCUUUGACGCAAACUUGUUACUGCUGAACGUUUCCUUAAGACGAGCCAUCACAGAUGUGGUUAACAUCUCGACACUGUUACACUAUGUACACAUAGAUUAAGCUCCUUAAUAAAAUGGCUAUAUUUCUUAUUAAA
This is a messenger RNA of Morone saxatilis (striped sea-bass), 2684 nucleotides long. RefSeq names its product VRK serine/threonine kinase 3 (gene vrk3). The record is from RefSeq and is a predicted model, not a curated record. Gene Ontology annotation, biological process: peptidyl-serine phosphorylation; signal transduction. Gene Ontology annotation, molecular function: ATP binding; protein serine/threonine kinase activity. Gene Ontology annotation, cellular component: cytoplasm; nucleus. NCBI's taxonomy places the organism in Eukaryota, Metazoa, Chordata, Actinopteri, Moronidae. Bases 74 to 1789 code for a protein of 571 amino acids. The transcript is spliced from 16 exons.